Messenger RNA from Rotaria sordida, 1173 nucleotides. Lineage: Eukaryota; Metazoa; Rotifera; Eurotatoria; Philodinida; Philodinidae. The record is from the annotation of a GenBank genome assembly.
AUGUUCAAUGCUAAACAUGUAUCUCUACUUUUUCACAAAGUCAACACAUCUACUUUUCAUGCACGCAUAGUUGAUAGUUUAUGUGAUGUCUUAGUUAUUCUAGGAUUUAUUGGAAAUAUAUUGGGACUAUUUAUAUUUUCUUUAUGUCGUCGAACUUGGCGAAUAUCAUCGGUCUAUGCUUAUUUGGCAACUUCUAGUUCAAUAACAAAUCUUCUAUGUGUUAUACGAUAUGCUUUUGUUCUAAAUUCAAAAUUACAAAAUAUUCUAUAUGAAUUAGUCGGACAAAAAUGGUGGGCUUGUAAAAUUUAUGAAUUUUCAUUUUGUUUUCGAGUUAUUUCAUCAUGGAUAACAUUAUUCUGGAUGUUCGAACGUUUAUUGUGCGUUUCAACAAGAUUAAGAACAUUUUUCAAUCGAUGGAAUUCAUUUAAACUAAAAUUUAUUAUUCCAAUUAGCAUCAUUAUUAUUAUUCUUGGUUGUGUUAUUGCACCUCCUGUUUAUAUGUUUCAACCAGGAAUACUUGAUAACGAAAUACUAAUGGAUUUAAAAAUGGACAUCAACAAGACAUAUUGUGAAUUGAAUCCAAAAGCAUCAGUUAAAUGGAAAAAAUAUUUUCACGAAGUUCAUUUUGGUAUGAAUCAUUUUACAAUGCGUUGUCUUUUCUCAGAAUUAAUUCCAACUGGAGCGGUUAUUCUAUUUAAUAGUUAUAUAAUUUAUCAUAUUAUUCGAACAUGGCAACAUUUACAUGAAAUAAAUGGCUCUCAAACACAUAAUAAACAAUCACGAACGGCAUCGUGGAUGACUAAAGUUUUGCUUCUUCAUUCAUUUCUCUUUCUUGCAUCACUUUUAUCACAUAUUGUUGGACAUUUUGGUGCUGUCGAAGCACAUGAAACAUGGUGGGUUUUAUUAGCAAUUUUAAUUAAUUGUUCUUUAAAUUUUUAUAUCUAUUGUUUAUCGGGCAAAGCAUUUCGAAAUGAAAUUCGUAGAUUUAUUCAACGACUUAAAAUACAAGUUUUUCAUAUAUUACAUAUUGAGCAAUAUCAACGACAACAACAACAACAACAACAACGAUAUUGUCAGAAUCAGAAUCUAGCUGAUGAUAUGAACAAUUGUCAAGUCAUUAUUCAACUCAAAUCAUAUGGUCUAAAUGAUUUGGAGGAGCAACAUUCUAACUAA